Molecule: messenger RNA, 3052 nt
Organism: Linum trigynum
Lineage: Eukaryota; Viridiplantae; Streptophyta; Magnoliopsida; Malpighiales; Linaceae
Source: the annotation of a GenBank genome assembly
GCGCCUCCAUCUUCCCUCUUGCAAGGGAAAACAGAAGCAGCGGCCAGUCUUUCCCCCCACUCCGCCCAAACAACCGCUCUCGUUUCCUAAUUAAUAAUUAAUUUCUCUUCCUAUAAAAACAACCCACUUAAACCCUCUCUUCCUCCUUCAGCUGCCUAACCAUAACAAGAACUUAAGUCGUCCCCACCAUCAUUAUUUCACAGGUACGCUUACAGCUCCCAUCAUCCCAAAAAAGACCCAGAAGUCGCUGCAGAGCCAAGUAAAGUCGCCCGUAUCUUAAGAUUGAAUGGAAAUCCAACAGACUCAAUGGUUGCCUGACUUGGGAAUGGAAGACCCAUCUUUCAAUUACUACCAAGGUUUUGACUGCUCCUCACUGGACGCCUUCGAUUUCGACCACGACACCAUUCCUCUGGCCAUCCCUCAAAGCUACCAAAUCCCGGUUCACCACCAGACCAGGCCGGCCAAACUUCCCAAGCACCAACUUACCAUUACCAACACCAACCAAUGCUCCAAAGCUUCUCCUCCUCCUCCUUCUUCCCCCUAUUCUUGCGUCAUCUCUUUCGAAAGCUCCACCGAUUCCCUCCAAAACCCUAGGAGAUCGGCUGCUGCCGCUGCUGCUGCUAUUGUCAAGCCUGAGUACACAUCAUCUCCGAUUCCGGAGCACGGCACCAAAAGGAGCGCCGCUGCUGCCACGACCAGAUCCCCUCUUAGUGCACAGGAUCAUGUCAUCGCCGAAAGGAAGCGCCGGGAGAAGCUCAGCCAGCGCUUCAUCGCCCUCUCCGCUGUCGUCCCAGGCCUCAAAAAGAUGGAUAAGGCGUCGGUUUUGGGAGAUGCGAUAAAAUACCUGAAGCAGCUCCAGGAGCGAGUGCAGAUAUUGGAGGAACAAGCGAGCAGCAGGAAGACGAUGGAAUCGGUGGUCUACGUGAAGAAAUCUCGUGUGUAUAACCUCGAUGACAAUAACGAAUUAUCGUCCUCCUCCUCCUCGAGUACUGAGGAGAACUACUUGUCCGAUGGCUCCCAGCUCCCGGAGAUCGAAGCCAGAGUCUCCGGUAAAGACGUCAUGAUCAGGAUCCACUGCGAGAAACACAAAGGGUGCAUCGCAAAGUUAUUGUGCGAGAUAGAGAAGCUGAAUCUCGGCGUGAUGAACAGCAACGUCUUGCCAUUUGGAAACUCCACUCUCGACAUAACUGUCGUCGCGCAGAUGGACUGCGAUUUCUCCACACCGAUGGUCGAUCUUGUGAGGAACCUAAGAAGGGCUCUAAUAAAAUAGUUACCGUUCUCAUCACAGCGCGAUUAGUGACUCAUUAUUCAUGCAUAUAGACCUUAGUUUUUUGCACUCCCAUACGUGUUUCAUUAUUCUUGCUUUUUUUGAUCCGUCAAGCUUGUGAAAGGAUCCAUGGCUCGGCUGUGCAAGUGCGAGCUCUUUCGUCACCAACCAUCGAAGGAUGCUGCUGAGGUUUCUUCUCUUCUUCAUCAUCAAGAGGGAUUGUUUGGGUUACAUCCCAAUUUUUUGCCUGGUUUUGAUCAGAUCGAUCAACCAGGUUUAUUUAGUCACCUUGAUUGUUGAAGAAUGGAAGAUUCAUGCAGUACUGCAUGAUAUUUACUUGUUGAGGGGUUUUUUUUUUUUACCGAGAGUUCAUGUAAUUUUUACUCUCUGCGUAAUUUUGCCCCGCUUACUCUCUAGAUAAGAGUUUUUGGGUUAUGUGUUUUUAUUUUGCUUUCAUUUUUCUUUCGCUGGGUAGUUGGCCAAUUUGUGUAAUUGUUUUCCACUCCAGAUUGUUGCUACGUCGACAUGCAAUAAAAGUCUCCAACUUAUUAAUUAGCAUGAUUGAUUUUUUUAUUUAUUUAUGAAUCGGGUAUUUUUCAUUUAUGAAAAAAAAAAGAUAGCAUUGAAAACAAUCUUAUAAACAAGGCAUACUGAAAAACUUUUUAUUGGCUGUAAUGGUUAUGGUUUGUAUAAGAUAAGCAAUAGGAACAAUGAGAUACGAAGGAAGAUGAAUCGAUUGACUCGAGUUUAGUCUUAAUUUCGGUUAGAUCUUAAUACAAUUAGUAGUUAGAAGGCUUAUUUCGCGGACUUGAUUUGCGGCUCACGGAACCUCUAAAGCCCACUUUAACAAUUUAAACCUACACAUCUCUCAUUCCAUUGACAAGGCCCCAUUCUAUGCACACAAUGGUUUCACACAUGACUAGACAAAGGCCCAUGAAGCCCAAUAGUGUUGCUGCCUUUGCUUAGGAAGCAUGGAGUUUUAUAUGAUUUUGCUUUGUUGAUUUGGUAGAAUUGGGUUGUUAGGCUAGAAAGUCAUCUUAAAGUAGGUUUCAAGUUAGUUAACGGGAUAGGUUAGGAUGCAGGAUCACUUGGGUUUACCUUUGAUCUUCAAUUAGCUAGAAUUGUAAGCGAUUGGACCCAAAAUCUUCGGAUGGUAAUCCGAUCAAUGUAGCUCAUCUCUAUUUCCCUAUUUAAAGGGUUGAAUGGAUUAAAAAAAGUGUAGAGAGAAUUAAUUUGAGAAAAGGGAACUUGAGUUCCCGGCUUGUCCGAGUCUAAAACGAACACCUAUUUCUCGUUGGAACCAUUGUUCCAGCAGCGGGCUUCGGCUUAAGACCAAAUUGCCACUCGUCGUACUGGCCUUCCAAUAUUCCAGACCCAAAGCAAUGACAAGAGUUUGUGUUCACAUGUGAUGCCAUUAAUAAAGUUUGCGACACGACUGAGAGUGGUCCGGAUGGCUGCACUGGUCUUUCAGAGUUCCUAAUCACGCUUUGACUUUACCUUUCGAUUUCUACUCUCUUCAUCCUUGAUCAACUCAAAGUCGAUCUUGUAGAGGAAGAAGAUGGGUUCCGGUCGUCGAUGCCGAAGAAGCCGGCAAAGAAGGAGAAGAUCAUAUGGUGAGAGAGGUUUUUGGUCGAUGGUCUGAAGAGAGAGAAGGGUGAAUUGUUACAAAUUCGUUUGGAUCUGAAAUUCAUGAGUAUGAGCGUAAUUUUGACCCAAUUUAAUCAAUUAGAUGUGAGUCCAUCCAAAAUCAAAUAGAAGAUGGCGUAAUUAAACGUCAUCGAUGAC